UCAACAUAUAAACAAACAUGGCAGGCGAAAGGCAUGGCAAAACUCUUUUCAUCAGAAAUUUACCAUACUCUACAACAAAUGAAAAGCUUGAAAAAGUAUUUUCUGAAAUUGGGCCUAUCAAGUCGUCAUUUGUCGUUAGCGAUAAAGACUCUGGAAAAUGCAGAGGCUUUGGCUAUGUCAAGUUUACACUUCUUGAAGAUGCAGAAAAGGCUCUGCAGACGAUAAAAAAAGUGGAUGGCAGAAAUGUGCAAAUAAUCUAUGCAAACAAAAAGGAAAAGAAAAAGAAAUUUGGGCGCCCAGUUACAGCAGACAGUGAAAAAGAAACAGAAGCUACACAGGAGCAGACACCAGAGAAACAACCAGCUGUUACAAAAACUAAAAAAGUCAAGAAAACCAAAACAGAAGUUCCUGUCAAAGGUGUUAAGCAAGCUCCAAAUCCAUUGAAUGAAGGCAAAAGGGCCAGACUUAUUGUUAGGAAUUUAUCAUUUAAGUGCACUCCAGAAGAUUUAAAGAGUGCUUUUGAAAAAUGUGGUACUGUAAAUGAUGUUCAUAUCCCAAAGAAAGCUAAUGGUCAGAAGUUGGGUUUUGGUUUUGUCCAGUUUGCUAAUAAAACUCAGGCAGGAAUGGCAGUAAAAGAAUUGAAUGGAAAGGCUAUUUGUGGUCGAGUGGUGGCUAUAGAUUGGACGCUGCCAAAAGACAAGUUUGAAACUCAGAGAGCUAAUACAAAGAAGUCUUCUGAAGCCAAACUUGAUGAUGAUGAAGACAGUGAAGAAGAUGAUGAUAGUGAUGAUGAAGAAGAAGACAUGGAGAUUGAAGUGAAAGAGGAAACUGACAUAAAGAAAGAAAACGAGACUGACAGUAAGAAAAAAGCUGUGAAUUCCAAGGAUAAAAAAAAUAUUGCUGGCAGUACAGUUGAUACUAAAAAAACAGUUGUAGAUUCUAAAAGUAAAAACAUUCAUAAUGAUGGCACUAAAAUCAAUACAAAGAAUACAUCUGUAGAUUCUAAGAAUAAAAAGAUAGUUUCAAGAGAUGAGAGUAGUGAAGAAGAUGAAAGUGAUGAUUCCAGUGGUGAAGAGAAGGCUAGUGACAACAGCGCAGAUGAGGAAAGUGAUGAAGAUUCAGAAGAUGAAGACAGUGGUAUUGAAAAUGAGUCAGACAAAAAAUCAAAGAAAAUAGAUAGGCCGAGUGAUGUUAAUGAGGGUCGAACUGUUUUCAUCAGGAACUUGCCAUUCAGCACAGUGGAUGAAGACUUAGAGGAGUUUUUCUCACAGUUUGGUGUAGUCAAUUAUGGCAGGAUUGUCUUUGACCAUGCUACAGGAAUUUCUAGAGGUUCUGCUUUUGUUCAGUUCCAGUCCAAAGACAGUGCAGAUUCAUGUUUAAAAGCUGCUUCAGAUCAGGAUACUGGUCUAUCACUGGGUGGCAGACAGAUAGUGGUAACGAUGGCAGUUAGUCGCCAACAGGCUGGAGACCUUAUACAAAACAAAGAGAAGGAAAAAGAGAAGAAGGAUUCCAGGAACUUGUACUUGGCUAGAGAAGGAAUGAUCCGUGAAGGUACAGAGGCAGCCAAGGAUGUGCCAGUAGCUGAUCUCAUCAAGAGGGCAAAGAUAAUUGCAGCCAAUAGAACUAAGCUGAAAGAUCAGAAUAUUUUUGUCUCCUCCACCCGUCUGUGUGUACACAACCUACCCUCCACAGUCACAGACCAGGCCCUUAGGAAAGUUGUCUACCAGGCAGCACAAGACAAGGCAGCUAAAAUCACAGAGUGUAGAAUUAUGAGGGACCUGAGCCGUCUGAACAGUCAGGGUGUUGGCAAGUCUAGAGGUUUUGCCUUUUGUUCAUUCACACAACACGAGCAUGCACUGAAAGCCCUCAGAAACCUCAACAACAAUCCUAAAAUAUUUGGAGACAAAAAGAGACCUAUUGUUGAGUUUUCUCUAGAGAAUCGUAAAGCUCUGGAGAUAAAACAAAAACGUAUAGAAAAAUCAAAUUUCAAAUGUCAGCAGAAGGCUUUAGAGAUGAAAGCUGCAAACUCCGCCAGCAAGGAAGCUGAGAAGAAGAAGCGAAAAAGGAAACCAAAGCCAUGGAAAACAGCACCGCCACUGGAUGUAUUGAAGGCUCAAGACAAAGUUGCCAGAUCUCUUCAUCAGGGCCCCCUUGGUCUCCCCUCCCAUUCCGGUCCCAAAAUGAGGCACAAGAAAAGGCCAGGCCAGGAAAAAUUUGAGAAGAAAAAAUUAAAGAAAAACUUUAACAAACAACCCCAAAAGUUUUCACAGAAGGCAGUGAAACAAAAGCCAAAACAAAUACAGAAGCCCAACAAAAAGAGAAAAGACUUUGACAGUUUUGACAAAUUAGUUGCCUCCUACAAACAGAAAAUCAUGUCCGCAACCAGUUCCAAGAUGAAAUAAAACCUAUCUCUAGUGUGA
Messenger RNA from Physella acuta, 2420 nucleotides. RefSeq names its product RNA-binding protein 28. Gene Ontology annotation, cellular component: nucleolus. NCBI's taxonomy places the organism in Eukaryota, Metazoa, Mollusca, Gastropoda, Physidae. Gene Ontology annotation, molecular function: mRNA binding. The record is from RefSeq and is a predicted model, not a curated record.